Suillus subalutaceus is the source of this 447-nucleotide messenger RNA. RefSeq lists its product as uncharacterized. Lineage: Eukaryota; Fungi; Basidiomycota; Agaricomycetes; Boletales; Suillaceae. The transcript is spliced from 2 exons. The record is from RefSeq and is a predicted model, not a curated record. Bases 1 to 447 code for a protein of 148 amino acids.
AUGGAUAAGCUCUCAUCCAGCGAGAUCAUCAAACGAGACGAAACACACCUUUUUCCAUCCCUCUACUUGGGCAUCGUUGGCAGGAAUGAAGCCACGGGCAGCCGUGCGAGCAGCAUCCAUGGAGGAUACAAGAUGGGAGGAGAAUGCAAGAUGGGUCAUUACCUUUCUGCCCUUUCCAAAACCCCCACCAGGGCGCACGGGAUACAGCUGUUCGCUGAAGUUGUUGGUGGGCAGAACGAGGAAGACAUAGAGCUUGAUGGUCUGGGGAUACCCACCGUCGAGUUGUGCAUGAAGCAUUCAACUGAUGAGUGUAAAAGUAAUACACGCAAGAGGAAACGCAAGAAGAAGACCACUGCUGUAGAAGGUGCGCCUGCAAGGAAGGUCCCGUGGUACGAAGAGUGGGAGGAAGGUGAAGAUCUGCGUAUCAUGAAGGAGAGCAGGGUCUGA